AUGCAGCUCACCAAACUCAUCGCCCUUGUCUCCGCUCUCGCGGCCACGAGCGUCACCGCUCGUCCCAACCCCUCUACCAUCGCUGAGCGCCAGCUUCCCGGUGACGGUGUCGCUAUUAUCCGCUUCUUCGCCGGUAUGGGCUGCGAAGAGCCAUGGCUCGAGGACACCGUCUUCUACCAGGGUGAUGUGUGCCUGAACAACACGUACACGGCGCCAUAUGGCAGCUUCAAGGUGUACAUCAACACGUUUACCAGGACCACUCGCUUCUACGUGAACACGGAUUGUGGAGGUCCUAACUACGUGGAUGUCCAGCCUGGAGUAGAGCAAUGCUUCUCUGGCAGGGUUGGAUCGUACAAGUCCUUGUAG
Molecule: messenger RNA, 366 nt
Organism: Alternaria triticimaculans
Lineage: Eukaryota; Fungi; Ascomycota; Dothideomycetes; Pleosporales; Pleosporaceae
Exons: 2
Coding region: 1-366 (121 amino acids)
Source: RefSeq, a predicted model, not a curated record